UCGAGAUGCAGCAUUUUUUAUGUUUACAUUUGACAUAAAAAUGUGUGUGUUUGGAUCUAAUAAACGUAUUUUGAAAAAGUUGUUAUAGUCAUACAUUGAUAACUUAAUUAAUUAACCAAGAUCACAUGGCUAUUUCUGAGUUUUUUCUAAUUAGUUACAUCAAGUUAGUUUAUGACAUUAUGAGAAAGCCCAAGAUGUCCUCUUAUUUUAAGAUGAAUGACCAAAAUGUUUGUACUAUGUAAAGUAGUUUUUACAUAAAAUGGUAUGACCUCCAAUAUUUACACACAAAAUACUACUGAUGUAUUGUACUGUUGUUCAUAAGAGUCUGGAAGCCUAACCCCUCCAAUAGUCAGGUAGUCCCCAGUAGUAUCCCUUAAUCCCAGUUAAUAAACAAUACUGGAGCUAAACCAUGCUGGUACUAGACCAAGGUUCGUUACAGAGGUAUAUGACAUGAAAGUAUUCUUAUUAGAAUAGAGAUAUGAUUUACACAUUAAGGGACUGAAUCGUUGGUUACAUUGCAGUGGGUGAGAGAAGUGCAUCCAAGUAUUUGACAAUAGUAAAAAAUACAGGUAUGGUUGAAAUGAAGCUGAAAGGUGUGAUCAUGACCUGAUCAGAGCAUCCCUCCAACAAUCACAUUUGUUGAAUUCUAACUAAAGAAUCAGACUAUUUUGCCCAAUGUACAAUAGAUAAAGAUUGUUUUUAGAGAGAGAGUAGAGUAGUAAAAAAGUAGUUAAAGCAACGCAUAGAAAUAAGAAUUAACUGAGGUUUUGUCACUUUGAGGGGGAUCGGCCGAGCUCCAAGAAGCCUGGUUUAGACCCGGAUUCAUUAGCCACAUCCAGAGUCUUCUGCCUGGAUCACUCACUCUCAUUCGCUUACUUAAUUUCUCCAUUCUUUCAAGUAAAACUAAAACACACAUCCAGUUAGUUUUGUUUUCUUUGAACUUCUACAAUUUUUUUUCAGUCGGUAGUAGAAUCUUAGGAUCAUGCCAUACCAGGCAUCCCAGUGCUACACUCAAUACAGUUAUAGGUGGAGAUGUUUCAAUAGAGUUCAUCUUUCUCUCAUCUGUGUCAUUAGUCAUUUCAUUGUAGUUUGCUUGUAAGAAGAGGAUGAAAGAGUAAAAAAGAGGCUGCCAGGAUGCUGCAUCAGAGGAAAUUAGUGAUGUGCACAAACACAUACACACUUACACAGACAUACACAAUCGUACAGACACACGCGCACACUCACUCACACCCACACACCAAAGUAUAAAUCUGUCAGAGCGUCACAUCAGUGUCAGUAGAGCUCAUUUAACCGAGAUAGAAGACCACAACAUCAACCUACAGUCACCCAUCAUCUGUUGGACAGACUAAGUUAUACACCAUGUACUUAGCUUCCAACCUCUACACUGUAAUGGUGUUGUGUGGGGUGGUAAUGACGAUGUUUGGGGCCGAGGCUGCCCCCCAUGCUCCCCCACUGGGGGACAAGACAGUGACGUUGGUUCUGGACUCCAAGAUCAUUCUUCCAAGUCAUCCUGUCAGACCCCUCCAUGACCACUCAAUCUCCCCAUGGACUUACAACACUACCCAUUACAAGGAUCUCUAUCCGCCCACUAUCCAUCAAGCUCAUUGUUCACUCAACGGCUGUCUGGACAAGGAGGGACGUGAGAACCUCACCUUUGAGUCCAAACCCAUUCUGCACCAGAUCCUGGUCCUACGCAGGGUAUUGGGGACCAUCGGAGUCAACUACCGCUACCGCCUGGAGACCAUGGUGAUCCCUGUGGGUUGUACCUGCGUCAAUCCAAGCAUCAAGGUCCAACAGUAGGCUGAAAGCGAAUACACCCUGACCCUGUUGGUCAUAUAUGGAAUGAAUUUUAGGUUAAUUUAUUCUAAUGUUGGAAUUUUUCUGGGGCUUCACAGAUCAACUGUGGACCAGAAUACAGGUAUUCUGAACUCAAGUACAAUAGGUAGUAUAAUGACAAAAUUAUUUAAUACUAAGAAUGCAUCUAUAACGUUUGGGAGCGUUCUAUGGUUUUUAAUUUGCUUUGUGAACUGUCCUAAACACCCUGUAUUUGUGGGUUAUUUUUGUUAAUUUAUUUGUAUUCAUUAUUUGUACAAAGUAAAGAUGAACUUGAACAAAUGAAAUCUUUACUUUCUAACCCAAAACAAUAAUGUAUUGUGUAAUAAUUGUUUGUAUUUAUUAAUGGGCUAUUUAAGUUGUAUUCAUA
Osmerus eperlanus (European smelt) is the source of this 2203-nucleotide messenger RNA. RefSeq names its product interleukin 17a/f1 (gene il17a/f1). Gene Ontology annotation, molecular function: cytokine activity. Gene Ontology annotation, cellular component: extracellular region. The record is from RefSeq and is a predicted model, not a curated record. The coding region runs from base 1360 to 1800 and encodes 146 amino acids. Lineage: Eukaryota; Metazoa; Chordata; Actinopteri; Osmeriformes; Osmeridae. Gene Ontology annotation, biological process: inflammatory response. The transcript has 3 exons.